AUGAGCCCGGGAACAAUGACGUCCACCGAGGUCUUUCUGCUGCCGCUCAACGACGACGGCUCGCCUCGCGUCCCCGGCGAGUACGUCUACCUGGCGCCCAAGUCGCACGACCCCAUCACGCUCAGAUUCGCCAUUGAAGGCACGUCGUCGAUAUGUCGUCAUGGCAGCCUCUGGGUCAACAUCCCCGCAAAGGGCGCGCACUUUCGUCGCGACCACUUUACCGAGUUCAAGCUCACGCCCGACUUCAACCGCACAAUUGAGAUCUCCAUCCCCAUCUACCAGCCUGGCGCCUAUGCCUUCUACACCACCUUUGCCCAGCUUCCAGACCUCGAGCCCCACCUCGCAGCAGACUCCCCCAAGCACCUGGCAAAGACGCCCCUCUACUACAUCGAUGUCGCCCCCAGGCUGCGCCUCGACGGCCGGCCCUUGCCUCUGCCGGCCCUCUCCAUCUUCUCCGUUAUUGGCAAGUUCAUGGGCAAGUAUCCCGCAGAUUGGGAGCGCCACCUGCGCGGCAUCAGCGCCCGCGGCUACAACAUGGUUCACUUCACUCCCCUGCAGGUUCGCGGCGAUUCCAAUUCGCCUUUUAGCCUCUACGACCAGUUAGCCUGGGACCCCGACUGCUUCCCUGCCGGUGAGGCCGACGUGCGCCAGCUCGUCGACAGCAUGGAGAAGAAGCACUCGCUGCUCAGCCUGACUGACAUUGUCCUCAACCACACCGCAAACAACACCGCGUGGCUGCAGCAACACCCAGAAGCGGGCUACAAUCUAUCCACCGCCCCGUGGCUCGAGCCCGCCUGCGUCCUCGACACCGAGUUGCUCGAGCUGGGCAAGAGGCUGCACUCACUGGGGUUGCCCGUCGACCCCAAGUCUACCGAUGACUUGAUGCGCAUCAUGGAAGCCAUCAAAACAGAGGUCAUGGCCAAGAUCAGGCUAUGGGAGUACUACGCCCUCGACGUCGAUCGCGACGCGGACGCCGCAGUGGACGCGUGGACCCGAGGCGAAACCUUUGACUCUACAAAGGCCGCCGGCUACGAGGAAAAGGUCCAAAGCCUGGGAAAGGCCUCACUAGCCAACCGCGUCUCUUUUCUUAGACAGUUUGGGCUGCUCGGCAUGGACCGCAUGGGCGAGCGCUACAGACGAAGGGUCGACCCCGCCGUCGCAGCAAGCCUGCUCUCCUUUACGUACGGGCGUUACGAGGCCGAUUCCCACUCCUCGCCUGACAAGGCUGCCGCAAGAGCCAAAGUGCUCGAGAUCCUGGAGGCCUUGAAUGUCGACUUUUACCGGGAAUACGAUACCGACGUCGACGAAAUCUUGGAUCAGCUGUACAACCGCAUCAAGUAUGUCCGCCUCGAUGAGCAUGGGCCGAAGCUUGGCCCCAUCAACGACGAAAACCCCCUUAUAGAGUCCUACUUCACCCGCCUUCCCCACAACGACACCACGUCCAAGCACAAGCCUCAGGACCUCGUCUUGGUCAAUAAUGGCUGGGUAUGGGGCGGCAACGCGCUCGUCGACAACGCCGGCCCCGGCUCUCGGGUCUACUUGAGGCGUGAGGUGAUUGUAUGGGGAGACUGCGUCAAGUUGCGCUACGGUGCCGGCCCCGAAGAAAGCCCCUGGCUGUGGCAGCACAUGACGGCCUAUGCACGCAUGUUGGCCAAGUAUUUUGCCGGCUUCCGCAUCGACAACUGCCACUCGACUCCGAUCCACGUGGCCGAGUACAUUCUCGACGAGGCACGCCGCGCUCGACCCGACCUGUAUGUCGUUGCCGAGCUCUUCACGGGCUCGGAGGAGAUGGACUAUGUAUUUGUCAAGCGCCUGGGCCUCAGCUCACUGGUGCGCGAGGCCAUGCAGGCGUGGAGCACGGCCGAGCUGAGCCGGCUCGUCCACAGGCACGGUGGACGCCCCAUUGGCAGCUUCGAGGUCGACGAGAUGACGCGGUCCGACACGUUCUCGCCGGCGUCUAGCCCCACGGCGGAGACGACAAACGGCCACCUCUCCCGCGAGAUCAUUCGGACAGUCAAGCCGACGCCCGUCCACGCGCUCUUCAUGGACUGUACUCAUGACAAUGAAACGCCGGCGCAGAAGCGCGACGCGCGGGACACCCUGCCCAACGCGGCCCUGGUCAGUAUGUGCUCCAGCGCGACCGGCAGCGUCAUGGGCUACGACGAAAUCUAUCCCAAGCUGGUCGAUCUGGUGAACGAGACCCGGCUUUACGCAUCCGACUCGUCCACCUCGGACUCGUCCAAGCCUGGGCGCUGCAAGAAUGGCAUCGGCGACGUCAAGAAGCUUCUGAACCAGAUCCACACUCUCAUGGGCAAGGACGGCUACGACGAGACGCAUAUCCACCACGAAGACGAAUACAUCACCGUGCACAGGGUGCACCCCGAAUCCCGCAAAGGAUACUUCCUCAUCGCCCACACGGCUUUUCCCGGCUACGGCAACGGCAACGGGGCCUUGAGUCCUGUUCAUCUGACUGGCACGCGGGCCAGACACCUGGGCAGCUGGAUGCUCGAGGUGGACGCGAGCGAGGAAGCGACAAAGCAGGCACUGGGCGAUCAGAGGCUGCUCCGUGGCCUGCCGAGUCGCGUUGUCGACGUGGCAGGAAUCCGGAUGGACGCACGAGGCGACGACACCCUCAUCACCGUGCGUGACAAGUUUCCUCCCGGAAGCAUUGCUCUCUUCGAAACCUGGAUCCCCGCCGCAGAACACUCAACUGGCUUGGAUACAUACGUGACGUCGGGCGCCGACUCGGCUUGGAGCGACCUCAACCUCGUCGAUUUGAAUUUCCUCAUGUACCGAUGCGAAGCCGAGGAGCUGGACGCAAGCGGUGGACGAGACGGCACCUACGACAUCCCCGGCCAUGGCAAGCUCGUAUAUGCCGGCAUCCAGGGCUGGUGGAGCGUGCUCAAGGACAUCGUCCGUGACAACAACCUCGCUCAUCCCCUCUGCCAAAAUCUCCGGGACGGCAAAUGGGCUCUCGACUAUGUGGUCGGCCGGGUGGAGCGCAUGAGCAAGACGGCUGGCAACGAGCGGCUUGCCAAGCCAGCCAAAUGGCUCCAGGAGCGAUUCGACGCCAUCCGGACCGUGCCCAGCUUCCUGCUCCCCCGAUACUUUGGCCUCGUGAUGCGCACUGCCCACCGGGCGAGCUGGCAAAGGGCCAUGGAGCUGAUGGAUGGCAACAUCAAAGAGGGACAAUGGUUCCUGCAGAGCCUUGCCAUGGUCAGCGUCCAACAGAUGGGCUACGUAAAAUCGGCGUCCCUGUGGCCAAGCAAGUCGGUGCCCUGCGUCGCCGCCGGCCUGCCCCAUUUUGCUGUUGAGUGGUCACGAUGCUGGGGUCGCGACGUGUUUAUCUCUAUCCGCGGCUUGUUCCUGGGCACUGGACGCUUCGACGAGUGCAGGGAGCACAUUCUCGCAUUUGCCAGCGUUUUGAAACACGGCAUGAUACCCAACCUCUUGAGCAGCGGCGAUGCCCCACGGUACAACUCGCGAGACUCGAUCUGGUUUUUCCUACAGACAAUUCAGGAUUAUGUACGCUACGCCCCUGGCGGAAGCGCGCUGCUCAAGGAAAGGGUGAAGCGGCGAUUCUUGCCGCACGAUGACACGUGGUUCCCGACGGACGACGCGCGGGCCUAUUCCAAGGAGAGCUCCGUCGAAGAGGUAAUCCAGGAGGCCCUGCAGAGGCAUGCCUCGGGAAUGAAGUAUCGAGAAGCGAAUGCCGGGCCGCAAAUCGACUCGCAGAUGAGAGACGAGGGCUUUAACCAGGAAAUCAGGGUGGAUUGGAGCACGGGCAUCGUCUUUGGUGGAAACCAGUCCAACUGCGGGACGUGGAUGGACAAGAUGGGUGAAAGCGAGAAGGCCGGCUCCAAGGGCAUCCCUGGGACCCCGCGCGACGGAGCCGCCAUUGAGAUCACGGGCCUGCUAUACAGUGCGCUCGUCUGGCUCGACCGGCUUCACCGGCAAGGCAGCUACGCCCAUCAGGGAGUCAAGAAGGCUGACGGCAGCUCCGUCUCGUUUGCAGACUGGGCGGCCCGCAUCAAGGACAACUUUGAAAGAUGCUACUUUGUGCCGGUGUCGCCGGACGAGGACUCCAAGUACGACGUCAACACGGCGAUCGUCAACCGCCGAGGCAUCUACAAGGACCUGUACAAGUCGGGCAAGGAGUAUGAGGACUACCAGCUGCGGCCCAACUUUGCCAUUGCCAUGACGGUGGCGCCGUCGCUCUUUGAUGCCGAUCACGCGAUGCACGCGCUGUGUCUGGCCGACUCGGUCCUCCGCGGGCCGACCGGGAUGGCGACGCUGGACCCCGCCGAUCUCAACUACCGGCCCUUUUACCGCAACAGCGAGGACAGCGACGACUUUGCGACGAGCAAGGGCCGCAACUACCACCAGGGCCCCGAGUGGCUCUGGCCGACGGGCUUCUUCCUCCGCGCGCUGCUCAAGUUUGAUCUCGCGAGGCGCACGACGCACGAGGGACGGACGGAGGCAUUUCAGCAGGUCACGCGCAGGCUGAGUGGCUGCAAGCAGAUGAUGGGCGAGAGCGCGUGGGCGGGCCUAACGGAGCUGACGCAGAAGAAUGGAGAAUACUGCCCCGACUCGAGCCCGACGCAGGCGUGGUCGGCAGGUUGCCUCAUCGACCUGUACAUGGACGCGCUGGAAGAGCAGCGGCGGGCGACAGAGCAGGAGCGGUAG
This is a messenger RNA of Hirsutella rhossiliensis, 4686 nucleotides long. Its product is annotated as glycogen debranching enzyme, glucanotransferase domain-containing protein. The transcript has 3 exons. Gene Ontology annotation, biological process: glycogen biosynthetic process; glycogen catabolic process. Bases 1 to 4686 code for a protein of 1561 amino acids. Gene Ontology annotation, molecular function: 4-alpha-glucanotransferase activity; amylo-alpha-1,6-glucosidase activity. NCBI's taxonomy places the organism in Eukaryota, Fungi, Ascomycota, Sordariomycetes, Hypocreales, Ophiocordycipitaceae. The record is from RefSeq and is a predicted model, not a curated record.